Oryzias melastigma (Indian medaka) is the source of this 5737-nucleotide messenger RNA. RefSeq names its product formin. The record is from RefSeq and is a predicted model, not a curated record. Lineage: Eukaryota; Metazoa; Chordata; Actinopteri; Beloniformes; Adrianichthyidae. Gene Ontology annotation, cellular component: cytoplasm; actin filament; endoplasmic reticulum membrane. Gene Ontology annotation, molecular function: microtubule binding. Gene Ontology annotation, biological process: actin nucleation.
GAGUGUUCAUUAAAUAUAAGGGGGGAAAAUCCAAUGAAUUAAAAAUGUGUCCUAGUAUGAAGUACUCCAUUUUUUAUACUGGAUAAGUCAUGUGUUGAGCAAUACACAAACUGGCCUCUAGGUGUCUCUCUUUGUCAAAAUAAUGUCUCAAAGCUCUUUUUUAAACGUACCUAGUCGUUAGUUUUACAAUGUGAAAAUGACGCAAAUACUUCAUAAUGAUAUCAUUAUUACCAUUUAUUAAAAAAAAAAAACAGGAAUGAAAACUUAAACUUUAAUAUCGACGUGGGGCAAGCAGCGGCUGAAAUCCCCUCACAUGUCCCACCUGCAAGCUGCAGCUGUAAUGACUCAAACAGUGGGCGGUGCCCAAACAUAGCCCAGCCAAUCAGAGACCAGCAGGUCAGCGGCGAGCCUUCCUAUUGGCCCGAGCCCCCGUGGAUCAGGCUGGAGUGGCCCAGAGAAUCCGAGGUGAGCAUCGGCUGGCCGCAGUACAGAGAUGAGGAGAAAUUCUUUGCUCGGCCUUAAAAUCGGCUUCAGGCCAGGUGAUGAAUAGCCUGGGCCCACCUCCAGAACUUCUCUCUCUGCUUUCCACCCAUCAUGGAGGGCACAAACACCGUGCUGAUCCUCUACACGCCCAUCCGUGAGCUGAGCAGCGUCAGCCUCUACUUUCCCAAGAGGCGGCCUCCGAGCUUCCAAUACAAGAGCCGCGCGUCUCAUUCAGAAAAUACCAGCAAUGUCCGCGACCGGAGGAAGGAGGAUCUGGCUGCGUCCAGACAAAAGGGCCAGUCUUCUGACUGCUCGGUCAAACUCUAUAACUCCCAGCAGGCGACGAAGGAAGCAGUCGCGGAGCUGCGCUGGCUGGCUGCUGAGCACCACCAGUUGCUGGCGGAUUUGCUAUCGUUGUGUCAGGACUGUGCCUACAAAGUCAGCAUGGGUAACCAGGACGGGAAGCUGGAGGACGACGUGGAGCCUCGAGAAGUUCCUCCCAGCAGCAGCAGCAGCAGGUUUACCGAGCAGAAAAGAGUUGCAUCCAAAACCAAAAAGAUGAAGAACAAAGGUGGCGACAGUAAGGAUUUGUUGCACAGUAAGACGAAAAGGAAGGUCUCCAAAGAUGCAAGUGAGGCGUCUUCAACUGCCAAUAAAGCGUUCAACUCCAAAGCUGCGCAAGCUAGGCUCAUUCCAAAAAAAUCAAGCUCUAGCCAAAACCGGGACAACCCGACGACUAGGUCACAUGUCGGCACUGGCAGUUACCCCAUCCUUCCGAUGGAGGAACCUUUCCAGAUGUCUCGUGACAACUGGGACUUCAUGGAAGACAAUCGCGCUCUGGACCCGGAUUUCUGCACCGACUUCUCUGAGUGUGACGGGGAGCUGGGUUACCAGUCCUCCUCCUGCACUCUGAUGGAGGGGCUGACGAGACGGGAAAGCGGGAGCAAUCUACGGCCGAUGAGAAGGUUUGAUUCUCCAGUUGGGGGAUCAUCGACGGCCAAGUCGGCUCAGCAGCUUUGCAGCGAAGUCAGCCAAAGCGGCGCAGGAGUCCGGGUGGUGGCCAAAGUCCAGGAUGUGGAAGGAAAAGUUCUCCAUGUUGGUCACGUCAGUCCAGAUAGAACGAAACCCCAUCUGGAGAAACGUCAGGAGCCUGGAAGGUGGAGAGGGUCAAAUAAAGCCGAUCAGUUGGAUGUUAGCAAGGAGAAGACAUCAAAUAAACCCAAUGAAAGUCUACGGCUGCCACUGUCCUACACUACUGACCCGUCAGGCCCUGGGACGUCCCACCCCAAGAGCCCUUCGUCUUCUCUUGCUGGAGUCUUCAACACAUCUUUUCCAGCUUCGAAUAGUCUCCAACGCAUGUCCCCGGUGUUGUCCCCUCUGUCGUCCAACCCUCAGCUCAACCACCGCAUCGUGCUGCUUCCAGAUAAGGACGAGGAGGCCGAUGCAGACGGCUCCAGCUGCACGGAGGAAGUCAAGAUCUUCACUGAAGUCACCGACAAGAACGGCAACAAGCAGACUGUGGCUCGCCUGGAUCUGAACCUCAGCAGGCGACCGAGCAACUCCAAGCGGAACUCCUCCAGUAACUCCACCACAACAGAAGAUUCCCUGUUGCGCCAGGAUGAUAUUUGGAUGUUCGACGACCCUCAGGAGCCCCUUUCCCGGGUUCCUCGCCCCGAUCACCUCGACUUCUUACGCAUCACACCACCAGAGGACGACAUCAUUGGAGACACACCCUACUAUCCCAAGCUGGAGUGCACGACAGAGGUCACGUCCCCCGCAGACAGUGAGGAGCGGACCCCGGGACGCCUGCAGGCCGUGUGGCCCCCGCCCAAGCCUAAGGAUGAGGAGGAGAAGGUCGGACUCAAAUACACAGAGGCAGUCGGAAUUUGAGCUCAAACUUUUCCAAGUGCGAGGGGAGCACGCCGUCUCCGUGUCCCAACUGGAGGAAGUCAUCGCUAAGCUGCGGCGGGACAAUUCGUGCAGCACGUGCAGAGAAAAGGGCGACGUCCGUGACGCGGCCGUGUCCACCGCAGAUGACCUGACCCCCAGGACCUACCGCACUGUGGCUGUACAGACGGACAGGGAGACGUUCAUUAGGAGCCCCGAGGGGGAUGGGGGCCGCUCGGCCCAGAGCCCCAACCAGAAUCCGCCUAAGAAGCUCAACUUUGACUCCAUUGGACUAAACCUCAAAGCCGAAACAACCCCUGGAAUGACACCUCAUCUACCCCCACCGGGGUCACUGCCACCUCCCCCUCCUCCCCCCUUGCCAGGCCACACUGUCGCACCACCGCCACCUCCGCCUCCCCCGCCAGGAGGGGGUCCACCUCCUCCUCCACCUCCUCCACCUCCUCCUCCUGGUCUACCUGGCAGUGGACCACCACCACCGCCGCCUCCUCCUCCCCUACCAGGCCUUGGGCCCCCACCUCCUCCCCCACCUCCAGGCGGCGGGCCCCCACCUCCUCCCCCGCCUCCAGGCAUGGGACCCCCACCUCCACCCCCAAUGGGGGGAUUCGGGCAGAAAGUGGACAAGGCCCCGCGCAAACCUGCCAUCGAGCCGGCGUGUCCCAUGAAGCCUCUGUACUGGACCAGGAUCCAAAUACAGGACAAUAACAACAACACACUGUGGGGUUCCCUAAAAGAGCCCGACAUCGUCAACACCAAUGAAUUUGAGGAUCUGUUCUCUAAAGUCACACAGCAGCCCAAGAAGAAACCCCUCUCUGAUACCUUUGAGAAGAAGGCAAAGGCUAAAAAGAUUGUCAAGCUGCUGGAUGGAAAGCGUUCGCAGGCUGUGGGCAUCCUGAUAUCCAGUCUGCACCUGGAGAUGAAGGACAUACAGCAAGCUGUUCUCAAUGUGGACAACUCUGUGGUGGAUUUGGAGACCAUUGAAGCUUUGUAUGAAAAUAGAGCCACCAGUGAGGAGAUGGAAAGGAUUUCGAGCCAUUUUCAGACGUCUAAAGACGAUGAAGCUAAACUGCUGGACAAACCAGAACAGUUUCUCUAUGAGCUCUCCCAGAUUCCUAACUUUGCAAGCCGGGCCCAUUGUAUCAUCUUCCAGUCGGUGUUCCUUGACACCAUCUCCUCUUUACGUCGCAAGGUGGAGAUCAUCUCCAGCGUCUGCAAAGAGCUACUUGAGUGCAACGCCUUACAGGAUGUAAUGGGUUUGGUUCUGGCCUUUGGGAACUACAUGAAUGGAGGUAACCGGACCAGAGGUCAGGCUGACGGCUUUGGACUUGAGAUCCUCCCUAAGCUAAAAGAUGUCAAAAGCAGGGACAAUCGGAUGAAUCUGGUGGACUAUGUGGUUCUAUACUACCUGCGUAAUUUUGACGAGCAUGCUGGUACAGAAAAGAGUAUAUUCCCUCUACCCGAGCCUCAAAACUUCUUUCAAGCUGCUCAGGUCAAGUUCGACGACCUCGCCAAAGACGCCAGAAAACUAAAGAGAGACCUAACCGGUUGCCAGAAGAAUGUUGAGGAGGUGUGCUCCAAGUCACCAGAGGAACACCUGCAGCCCUUCAAGGACAAGAUGGAGGCAUUUGUAUCUGCAGCUCAAAAUGAGCAUUCUGCCGAAGAGGACCGACUCAACGCAGCCGAGAAGAGUUUCCAGAACGUGGUGGACUACUUUGGCGUGAGACCGAAAAGCGGGGAGAAGGAAGUGACUCCGAGCUACGUCUUCAUGCUCUGGUACGAGUUCUGCAACGACUUCAAGAGCGCCUGGGUACGGCAAAGCAAGAACCUCUCCAAGGAGAGGUUGAAGGAAGCUCAAGAAAACAUCAAGAAGAUCACGGCAGAGAAGAAAGUGGAAACCAAAAAGAUCAACGCCAACAGUCUGAAAGACCGGCUGCGGCAAAAGGAAGCCAGCGUGUCCUCCAGCUGAGUGAAAGGAUAAAAAAACUCCUACCGUUCACCACCUGCCACACACUAUAACACAAUAAAAGCUGACUGGACGUCUUGAAGUUCCUCUUUUCCCCGUUCUGAAAAGCAUCAGACACCCCUCCCUCACGCGGCAGCACCUCCAUGUCCAGGGCUUUUCUUUUCAGCCGCGAGGAUGCAUGGCUGACACCGCCGGAGUGAUGGGAGUCCUAAAGGCCAAAGGUUGACCUCAUUCAUCCAGCGUGGCGUGACCCCCAGUGCCCGGCUUGUCAAAGGUCUCUGGGGUUUAGUGGGAUUCUCACCAGCGCCAGCUGACAAGUCAACAAGACUUCGGGAAUCUGCACGGUCAAGAUUUUUAGUUUCACUUUUUCUUAUUCAGAACUUGAUGAGAAAACCCUCCGACGCGUUCCAAGUGUGGAGCGGCCGGUGCUGUUGCAGGAACAGAUGUGGCUUCCUGGCAGAGAGGAAAAUCCCUGUUGACAAAACACAUCCCUCACUCUUGAGCAGGAAGUUAGCACUCUAUCCCAGCAUCCCUUGCUGUAGCAGCAAAUAUCUUUUCGUUUCGCCGCCGCUCAUUAAAAGUCUUGUAAAUGUGUCAUGCUGCAGAAAUCAGCGGAAACUUUGCAGCGAUGUGCUGCGGAUGAAGACGCAUCAGAGCGGGGAUUCUGUUUGUGUAAUCUAGAUCUAAAAACACUAGAUUACAGGUUUGGUCAUAUCUUCACAUGAAAGCUUGCAGAGUUUUGCACUUCCUCUUGCAUAAAUCCCACUCUUAUGUUCCUAUUUUCCUAUGCAAGAAUCAAUCUUUUUCCUGUAUAAUAAUUUUAAAAAGUCAUUCUAUUAGAUUAUUUUAAAAAUCAUGUGAUAAAAUAAUAUUUUAUGUAUGUAUGUAUUAUUUAACAUGUCACUUUAUUUAUGUCAAAAUAAUAAUUUGAAGCCAAAAAGCUGUUCCACUUUGAGUUCUGCUGCUCGCUCGUCUAUUCAGGUGAGACUUUUCACGUGGGAUGUUACUUGAAUGCUGUAAAUAUUUGAAGUGAAAAAAAGUGAUUUAAAGAAAGGAAAGAGUUGCCUUCUCUGCUUCUAGGAGUAACAUGGCUGCUUUCUUUUAGGAUUCAGAUUUCCACCUCAAGCCAUGUUAGUCGUGAUACCUCAGAUUCAUGAUCCAUCUAAACGCAUCUUGAUAGAUAUUUUUAUCCUGCAUUUGAUGUCAUUUGUUUUCUAUGAAAGACUCAACUAAAUGUAUAUUAUCUUUCUUUCAGAAAAAGUCAAAGUUGAGCUUGUACUGGUCAUUGGACGGUAGUCUGUCACUGUGUAUGGAAGCUCUCAAUUAGGUGCUCUGUACAUUUUUUUUAUUGUUUUAAAUUACAAAAAUAAAACACUGGGUACAAGU